Molecule: messenger RNA, 2154 nt
Organism: Toxoplasma gondii ME49
Lineage: Eukaryota; Apicomplexa; Conoidasida; Eucoccidiorida; Sarcocystidae
Product: acetyltransferase, GNAT family protein
Exons: 3
Coding region: 623-1624 (333 amino acids)
Cellular component (GO): nucleus
Molecular function (GO): histone H2A acetyltransferase activity; histone H4 acetyltransferase activity; protein N-terminal-serine acetyltransferase activity
Source: RefSeq, a predicted model, not a curated record
ACUCCUCAAAUUGUCGAAAACGAAAGCACAGUGAGUUCGGAACCGAGGAAGCAAUCUGAACUUGUUCCACCCUCCACUAAGGAGACAUUGGCAACAACCCCCUCCAGGACUGUGGUGUGGCAUUAAUGUUGACGAGAGGCUUUCUUCCUUGGCAUUUUCUUCUACUGUUUAACUGGAGGCGAGUUGCAUCUCAUCGUCUUGAAUUUCCGUGUGUGUUGCAGGCAAAAGCUUUUGUCUCCCCUUGGCUUUUCCCGUCUCUUCGCUGUCGUGGGCGAUCAUCUGGCGAUGGUACGCAGUCACUCGGCGAACAGUUCCUCGCCUUCACAUGUGCACUGAAGUGCAGUUUCGUAUCCAGACUUCUUGCCUUCCCCAGCAGUACUGGCUCCACACUCUAGUGGGAACCAGGACCCUCAACAAGCCCUGGGCAUAGCCUGCGUCCAUCCAGUUCCUAGACAGGUGGCGCCCCAGAAUCCAAUCCGCGUCUUCUGCGCAGACUCGCCGCACUGCGGAGAACCGCUGCACUACACUGAAGCUCGGUAAACAGAGAGCUUCGAGCUCUGACCCCCUUGACCAACGCCCCCUUUCUCCUCGGUGUCGCAUUGUCCUCUUCCUCUUCUGCAACAUGCCUCUCGCACCCAGCGUGGGUUCCCGCGUAGUUCAAGGAGCAAUGGCAGAAGAUGGUCGUUCCAAGGCGCCGAAGGCGGCGAACAAGUCCGGGAAAUUGAAGAAGCAGGAGAAAGCCAGUCGCCGUCUGAAACGGGAAGAACAGAGAGCCGCUGCUGCGGCAGUUGAACAGACCGUCCGUACAGCUAAGGGACUCGCUAACUUCUUCGCGCUGGCGACGCCGAACCGGCGUUUCCGUGGAGGCCAAGGAGCCUCGGCUGCUUCAGGUCAACAGCCUCAGGAGAAGCCUGUCGAAAAGAGAGACUUCGCGAUCUACGACUGUCCCGCGCCGGCGCUCUUGGCGGUGAAUGCCUCCCUCAGUGAAGAGAUCUUCAAGAUAACCAGCGAGAACAUGAAGAACCUGUACAACAAAGUCAAUUUCAUGGAAAAGGGAUGGGACGACGACUUCAAGCGGAAGGAACUCACUCACGAAGACGCUCGCCUCCUCGUCGUGCUGACGGAGGCAGACGAGACUAGCACUCCUGUUUCCCGCGAGUCCGACGACAGUGCCGCGCUCAAGGAUGUUUCUCCCCAUCGUCUUGCUGGAUUCCUUCACUACCGAUUCGAAGUUGAAGAGGCGACUGCUGUGGUGUACGUCUACGAACUUCAAAUCAAGAGGGCCUACCAGCGCAUGUCUGUAGGGCGUCGGUUGAUGCUUCUCCUGGAGUUGGCGGCGCGUGCCUUCAACAAAGCCAAUGGUCCUUUGAAAUUCGAUAAAUUGAUGUGCACUGUGAUCAAAGAGAACGAGGGUGCCGUGCGGUUCUACAAGACUCUCUGCGGGUUCGUGGUAGACGAGAGCGACCCGUCCAACUUCGUCAAUGAGAAGCUCCAAGAACAGCUGCUGCAUGCACUGCAGAAGAGCAGCAAGGGCAGCGCCGCAGCGAAGAUGCUCGAGCAAGCACAGGAGGAGGAGGAAGAAGACGAAGAAUGCGAAUACGAAAUCCUGAAAAAGAAUCUAUAACUUCCCUUGCGAACAUAAAGCCAAUGAUAACUCUACCGCCUUCUUCAGACAUAGGUUGACAUCCAAAUGCAGACGUGCUACCUCGACGACUUGCACAUCUACCUAUAUCCACAUAUAUAUAUAUGUAUAUAUGUAUAUAUGUAUAUGUAUAUGUAUUUAUGUAUAUGUGUGUAUGUGUGUACACGAGACUGUAUGUGUGUGCCUGUAUACCUAUAGAUACAAAUGUGUAUUUGUAGUGUGGAAGAUGGAGUCGUUUGUUUUGUGUAGCGACGUAUGGACGUGGCGGCGUUUGUCCUGCCUGUAACAAGAAUGGGAUUUCUUGUAAAAUUGGAGUUUCUGUUGGGGACAUUCUAAUUUGCGGGCGCUGUCUCUGACAGCAACCUCGCUGGAGCCCUCUGGGAUUUUCACGAAAGGUACAGAUGAUUCUGAGGGACUUCCUUUUGUUUUUGAUUUCUUGGCCUGAACAGCAAGUGCAGAAAAAAAGACAACUGCGACGGCACCCACGCUGAUUGAAGAUCAAAUGCUAGUCC